Trypanosoma theileri is the source of this 906-nucleotide messenger RNA. RefSeq lists its product as uncharacterized. Bases 1 to 906 code for a protein of 301 amino acids. The transcript has a single exon. The record is from RefSeq and is a predicted model, not a curated record. Lineage: Eukaryota; Euglenozoa; Kinetoplastea; Trypanosomatida; Trypanosomatidae.
AUGGUAAUGAUGCGCUACGUGCUGUGUAUCCUCGCUCUCCUGCUCUCAUGUGCGUGUGUGUACGUCCUCGCUGAAGAAGUGCCUGCCGCCGAUCUUUCCGACCAAGUCCCUGAUACGGAGAGUGAGACAAAGAUUCUUCCUCAGUGCACUAAAGGUCCUACUCAUGAUGAUCCUGAAUGUAAGGAAGCUAAACUUGAACAUCAGACAACAUCUGGACUUAAACCGGAUACUCCUAAGUGCAUUCCUGGUGCUUCUGAUUCUUCUAGUAAUUGUACUUCUGCUGCUGUGGAACUUGGACGUGGGGUUGAUGGUUCUUCGGAGUGCAAUUCUGAUACGGCUGAAGGUACUUGUCUUCAUCCUCCUCCUCCUCCUCCUCCUCCUGGACAACAACAACCAGCACAACAAGAAGAACGACAUCAAAGUGAAGGUCAGGAAAGUGCAGAAGAUGGAUCACAUAACGUUGCUCAUUCUGAUGUGCAAGCAAACCAAAAUCGUGUGAGCACAGGUGGUAUCAGUGUACCAGCAGGAAGUGGAGGCCCAGGGAAUACGUCAUCCACAUCAGAAGGAGAGGCAGCAGCACCAACUGAAGGCACAACAUCAUCUGGAGACGGUGGUUCCAAUAAUACCAACACACAAACUCAAUCGGAAAGUACCACUGAAGGUGGUGACAGUAAUACCAGUAAUCAGACUACUACAGCUGCAGGUACAACUGGAACAGAAGGUUCACAGCGGAAUGUCAAUCUUGAUUCAACCACCACCACCACCACAACAACAACAACACUUCCUCCUGAACUCACAAACAACAAGAAGGGUGAUGCAGACAGCAGCAGCAGUAUUAGCAGUUCUGUGUGGGUGCGUGUGCCACUACUGAUUGUGGUUACACUGGCCUGUAUUCUUGUGUGCUGA